CGGGACCGUAUAGUAUAAAUGAACAACGCCGCUGAACCCAGCAACAAAACACUGAAAGAAGCGAAGAAGAGAAGUGCAAUACUGAAUACUUUCAAUUGAAGGAAAAAGACUGUCAUGGUUCGCCUGUCAAAGACCGCGACGCUGUAUGUUUGGGCCGUGAUGACGGCUCUGCUGUUGGUGCAGAAUUUCCAUCCAGCCAUAGGAUAUGCUAUCAGAGCUCCGCGAAGAGAAGCUAAUGAUGAGAUGCGGUUAUUGGAAGAUAACGCAGCUGAUGGAUCAAAUCACCACAUCAAGAAAAGAUCAAUUCUUGGAGCUGGUCUGAAAUUCAUAUUCAAAAAUUUCUGGGAUGAUUUGCUGUGUCUUGGAGCUCACUUAACGACUCUAGCAAACUGCAACAGUUUGUCACCAGGAGCUUGUCAAAGGUUAAAAGAUUUGGAAACUAAACGAGAUAAGAUAGCAACCUUGGUGAACCAGACCCUGGAGACCCAAGUUGAGUGGGCUACAUUGAAUUCCACUGACGAAAAAGCCAUCAUUAAUCUACAGUUGAUCGAGAAAGACUUGGAACUGGUCACAGCCAGCAAUCUUCGCCUCAUGGGCAUACUGAAGGCAAUCAGCGUCAUAGAAGAAACGGACACAGUUUACGACUCAGCCACCGAUAAUGUCACAGAGAUCAGAAUACGUUUUCAGAUUGAUAUGGAAACCUACCUGAACGGAAUCAAAGCAACACUGACAUCUGUAGGUUCCCAAAUCGACUCUCUGAAACACCAUGACUACAUAAUGUUUGCCAUCAUGACAGCAGUCCCCCUUGUAGCUCUGCAUACCAGCCAUAUUGUGACAUCCAUCCGUCAAACUUAUCUCACGAGAAGCCAGUCCUAUCAGGUGGUGGAUAUCGUUGGUGGCAACGGCAGGAUGAAACUCGCGUAUAACCCACAGGGGCGACUUUACAUCGUGCAAGAGUCCCCAGAUUUGGGUAAACUAAAGGUUCUACAAUCGGUGAGUGACAGUGGAAAAGUGGGACGGUUCUGGAAGUUUAUGACGCCAUCUGGACAGUCCGCCAUGGUGUCCGAGUUCUUGGACAGCUUCGACUUUGAGAGAGGCAAAAGAAUUGCUUGGCUUCAGCAAAAUAACGCCGACUAUCUGAACACACUGAAACAAAAGGGGUAUAUGACUGCAUUCCUGAGUAGAACAGAUGGUCUUACGACAACAGAGUUAGAUGACUUUGUGAAGAAAGCGGCAGUUUUAGACCAAGAUAAGUUCUACAAGUACGAUGCCGAUAUCCCUGAAGCUGACCUUCCCAAGCAAUUGAGACUAGGCUUAGACAUUAUGAACCCAAAUGACAUUGCCGUGGUCAAUGCAUACAACCGACUGAAGACUACCCACCCAGACCUGCUUGAAAAGUUGAAUAAAGCCGGUUCAACAGGAAAGUUCUUGGAAAACUCCAAAACACUCACAGACGCAGAGUUCGACGCCUACGCAGCAAAAGUUAAAGCAGCAGCCCCCGAGUUACCCGACGGUAAUCUCAAGCACUUCGACUGGGACGUGCCUGCUAAAAAAGUCACAUUCACGCAAAGGAUCAAAAAUGGGUGGUCUUCUUUCAGAAACUUUAACUUGUUCAACUGGAGAGGACGUCAAGUGAAGAUCAGCAACGUCCUUACUAUGGGAACCAUAGGUGGAACCCUGAAUGUUGCACUCUGUCUGUACAUGACAGCUUCUUCAACCAAAAGCGUGGAAGACAAAAUAAUAGAAAUCGACGGCAAGCUCGACGAAGCCAAGACAAACGUAGAAAAGAAAAAGGCAGAGUUAGAUGCUCUUCUUGUAGAGGAAAAAGACCUCUACACAAAAAUCAAGAAUAACACCGUGUCUUUGUACAAUCUCUUUAGUACCACCGAUAACACCAUUGCAGACGACCCGAGUUGCCAAGACACCCUGUGUACUUUCCUCCGUGAUGCUGCCCAAAUCAAAGUUAUCUCCGACUUCCUUGCUACGUGGAAUAAUAAUACGGUCACCUCGAGUACAAUUCUGGUUAGUCAGAUAGCCUUCAUGGCAGCCCUGACAUCCUCCAAGACGAAAAUGAUUGACCUGUACAACUCUGCCAUAGUCACCACCAACGUCAUGAAUUGGGUGACCGACGGUUUGACACUGGACAGGAUGCUGGAGAACGCAGUCACGCUGAAUCUCAAUGCCCGUCUUCCCGACCAUUUUUCUGUGCUGAAGGUCAUCAAGGUCGCUUUCCCAUCACGCACUGCCUACGACGGAAUUCCAUUAAGUUGUAUUGGCACUAAAAUUACAACACAGGCAGAACUUGAAGCGUUCUUACUAAAAGCAGCUCCUAUAACUGGAAAAGUUGUUGAUGACAUCAAAACUUGUCAAUUUCUCGGCAUUUCUCCGGAUGAUAUCGUUAGGUUAAUACAACGCAAAGUGAAUUCCGGUGAUCUCCCUGCAAACCCUUGCAAUGGCCAUGCUUGUACCAGUGAUGAUGUGCUGAAGGUGAUUGCCGCAGAGUUCCCCGACCUAACAGAGUAUAAUGGGAAAGCCUUGGCAAAAUACAGAAACACUGCUACUUGUUAGAGAUUCCUCAUCUUUGUUGAAUCCAUGUCCCAAUUAUAAGAGCUUUAAAGGCGGAUAUGCCAUUUAGCAAUACUUUCUAUCAUCCAUUACUUUUAUUCACUAUGCAUAAGAUAUGUAGAGAGCUCAAUAUACAUGUUUAAAAACUUUCAUUUUCCCACAAAUUUAUUUGUUUAUCAAGUUUAUUUUUGAAAAAGCAGCUCCUAUAACUGGUUCAGUUAUAUUUUGAAAAUAAACGUCUGCAUCCUUAGUGAUAAUGAAAACUUGACCAAUGGAAUGUUUCAUAAUGGUACGGCGUUUAAUGUUUUGUUAUUGAACUUGUUGUUUACAAACGCACAAUGAAAUAUACAUGGAACCAUAAGCACCGCCUUUAUUCUGGGUUCUUUUAUUUGAUCUUUUAAGCUAUAAUAACUCAUCCCUUAAUUGUUCCAAUCCAAAACCCAUCCCUGUAUCCAGGAGCAGAUAUUAAUGCUUGAUAGUUUUUUCUUAAUUGUGUUUGUAAUUCUCAUACCAUGGAUCAGACUUGUGUUGAUUCGAGAGAAAAGCUGCUCUUGUUAUUACCUCUUAUCGUUUGACUAUAUUUGUAACAGGCGGAGCACUCUCAGUAUCAGGGUUCGUUAAUAAUAUACUCGUUUGUGUAUUUUUAUUUGUGAAUUUCUUUCUAAUGAUCUUGAUGAAAUUCUAAAAUGGUUCCACAUCAGAUUUGUUCAGAGAUAUCUUUGGAGGAAAAUAAUUACCAUAUAGACGCAGACACGUGAACUGGAUUUCCUUUGUGCAAAAAUCUUUAUUACUGUUAACUUGUCUAGGAAGGUUUAGAUAAGAUUAGUAAAGAAACCCUCUUGGGAGUAGAGGUUUGUUGAUUCAUAUACACUGCAAAUGGAAUAUGACAGAAAAAGUGUAGCUGUGUUAUAAAUUGAAAAUGGCUCGAAGAAUAAAAUGGAGAUUUACU
Lingula anatina is the source of this 3514-nucleotide messenger RNA. RefSeq lists its product as uncharacterized. Lineage: Eukaryota; Metazoa; Brachiopoda; Lingulata; Lingulida; Lingulidae. The record is from RefSeq and is a predicted model, not a curated record.